AUGGAUAUCAGAGCCUUGGGAAAUGAUUCAUUUGUGACCAAAUUUGUCCUGUUGGGUCUAACCAAGACUCCAGUUCUUCAGUCCAUCCUCUUUGUCAUCUUUCUUCUUGCUUAUGUGGCUACCAUUGGUGGCAAUUUCAACAUUGUGGCUGCCAUUUUUAUUGAACCCAAACUCCAUACUCCCAUGUACUUCUUCCUGGGAAACUUAUCUCUGCUGGAUGUUGGAUGUAUCAGUGUCACUGUCCCUGCCAUGUUGCAGCAUUUCAUAUCUAAAGACAAAAGCAUUCCCUAUAGGGCCUGCCUCUCACAGCUUUUCUUCUUCCAUCUUCUGGCUGGGACAGAUUGCUUCCUGCUGACUGUCAUGGCUUAUGACUGCUAUCUGGCCAUCUGCCAACUGCUCACAUAUAGCACCCGCAUGGGUUGGGGAAUCCAGAAAGCCUUGGUCGGCAUAUUAUGUGUUUUUUCCUUCGGUAAUGCAUUGACACAAACUAUUGCCAUAUCUACUCUUAAAUUCUGUGGCCCCAAUGUGAUCAAUCACUUCUAUUGUGACCUUCCCCAGCUCUUCCAGCUCUCUUGCUCCAGCACACAACUAAAUGAGAAGUUGCUCUUUGUAGCAGCAGCAUUCAUGGGUGUGGCCCCCUUAGUCCUUAUCACUGUGUCCUAUGUUCAUGUGGUAGCUGCUGUGCUGAGAAUCCGUUCUGCUGAGGGGAGGAAAAAGGCCUUUUCCACAUGUACCUCCCAUCUCACUGUGGUAGGCAUCUUCUAUGGGACAGGAGUCUUCAGCUACAUGAGGCUGGGUUCAGUGGAGGCUUCAGACAAAGACAAGGGCAUUGGCAUCUUCAACACUGUCAUCAGCCCCAUGCUGAACCCACUCAUCUGCAGCCUUAGGAAUCCUGAUGUUCAGGGUGCUCUAUGGAGGGUACUCACCAGCAGGUUAGCUCCCAAGUGA
This is a messenger RNA of Castor canadensis (American beaver), 948 nucleotides long. RefSeq names its product putative olfactory receptor 3A4. Gene Ontology annotation, biological process: G protein-coupled receptor signaling pathway. Gene Ontology annotation, molecular function: G protein-coupled receptor activity; olfactory receptor activity. The record is from RefSeq and is a predicted model, not a curated record. Gene Ontology annotation, cellular component: membrane. Lineage: Eukaryota; Metazoa; Chordata; Mammalia; Rodentia; Castoridae.